GUCUUUAUCUCAAAAUUUAUGGAAGAACAAAUCUUUAACUCAAGAAAGAAUGAGGCGCAAGAGCAAAACCCUCAAACUUGUUCCGAUUCGCAUUAAAAAAAACCCUAAUUAAUCCCAAAUUCUUUACUUUACCCACAAUUCAAUCACUUUAAAAAUAUCCUUAGAGAUUUCUCGUUUCUCUUUUCUGCUUUUCCCCACAAAAUCGGCAAAUUGAUAAACCCCGAAAAUCCCCCAAAUUCCCAGAAUUCUUCAAACCCCGAACAUGACCGACCCCACCCGACCCGUCACGGGCUACCCGGCCCCGCCCUACGCCCAGCCCAACGGCGGCUACCCAUACUCUGCCAACCCCACCCAAACCCAACCCCGAGGCCCCUACUCCAACGCCUACAACCCACGAGCCGCCUUCAUCCGUCGCUUCGUCGGCGCCAUGAUCGCCCUCUUCGUCAUUGUCGGCUGCAUCCUCCUCGUCGUCUGGCUCAUCCUCCGCCCCAAGGUCCCCGACUUCCGAGUCGACUCGCUUUCUCUCUCCAACUUCAACGUCUCCUCCGCCUCGCAGUCCGUGACCGGCACGUGGUCCGUCGGCUUCAUGGUCUACAACCCCAACAAGAAGCUCAGUAUACGAUACGACGACGUCGAGUCCUCUAUCUACUACGGCCCCGGCUUCAUUUCGGGGACUCGGGUUCCACCGUUCGCUCAGGGGACUAAGGAUCGGACUUCUGUCAACGCGACUUUCUCGGCGGCGAAUUCGUUCGUUGGCGCUUCGGUGGCGCGCGGCAUCGACGAGGCCAGGGCACGUGGGAGCAUGAGCUUCAACGUGAAGCUUUUGGCUAGGGUUGAGUUUCGGAGAGGUUGGUGGAGGCUGAGGCGGCGGCUCUUGAGGGUUUUGUGCAGUGGCGUGGCGGUUUCUCUUUCGUCGAAAGGCGGAUUGAGUAGUUUGGCCGGCGGGUCAAGAGAUUGCCAGGUUGUUGUUUGAGGUGGGAGCAAUGCGUCUGGUGCAAAUGAGGUCAAGUAGAGCUCAUUCGCCUUUAAUGGCUCUCGGUGUUUAUUGAUGGAGGGUUGCUUAUCCUAGAGGAUUUGAAAAUGGAUGGAGGCAACAUUAUUUAGAAAGAAACAGAGUAGUUGCUUAGAAAAUCUGUCUCAUGCUUGUUUUGGCUUUGGUUAUUAACCUCGUUGAAUCCACCUUAUGAGUGGUUGUUUAGAACAUCUAUAGGCUUUGCCGAUCCUAGUGGAUUUGAAGAUGGUUGGGAUAUAUGUUCAAAAAUCAAGAGCUUUUUUUAGGGUUGAGGAUGGGAUCAAUGAUCUAAUAACAGAGUUGUGUAUAGAAUGUGUGUAACUUUUAGUUUUAACAGCAAUGUCUUCUACUUCUGUGAUGUGUGUUAUCUAUGUCAGAAGAGAAGAUUAUACCACUCUACCACUUAUCAGAUUGGUUUAGUUGCAGUUUUUUUCUUUUAAUUUAUUUGUUAAUCAAGUUUGUCUGCCAUAUUCCUAUGUUAAGAAUUUAGAAUUUAGUGAAACUGGCACUUCCCUUUGGAAGGUCUCCACGGUCGGCCAACGUGGAUUGUGCAGCUUAGGCUAAUGUUUUUUAAGCUUUUUCUUUGUUCCUGUCUGUGGUUCAGUCGUGUAGUUUGCACUUUUCAAUCUUUUAGCCCAAAUUGCUGGCUCCAUUAAGCUCUAGUUCACAAAAGGGGUAUGGUAUUUCCACAUCAGAGUUGCAUCAGAUUUCAGCCCUAGAAAUUAAGGAGGUUAGGGACUUGCACUAAGGUUUUUGAGUUUGAGUUUGAGUUUCACUUUGGUCCAAAUCCAAGUCUGUAGCUUUGCUCUGAGUCUGUAAACUCUUACAUAUGGUUUAGUCAUUGUCGGUAGAACUGGAUUCUAAUUCAGAUAUGGAGAUUAUUUGACGUA
Molecule: messenger RNA, 1902 nt
Organism: Prunus persica (peach)
Lineage: Eukaryota; Viridiplantae; Streptophyta; Magnoliopsida; Rosales; Rosaceae
Product: NDR1/HIN1-like protein 10
Exons: 2
Coding region: 263-973 (236 amino acids)
Cellular component (GO): plasma membrane
Source: RefSeq, a predicted model, not a curated record